This is a messenger RNA of Sphaerodactylus townsendi, 1140 nucleotides long. Its product is annotated as surfeit locus protein 4-like. Gene Ontology annotation, biological process: Golgi organization. The record is from RefSeq and is a predicted model, not a curated record. The coding region runs from base 252 to 932 and encodes 226 amino acids. The transcript is spliced from 7 exons. Lineage: Eukaryota; Metazoa; Chordata; Lepidosauria; Squamata; Sphaerodactylidae. Gene Ontology annotation, cellular component: endoplasmic reticulum; membrane; endoplasmic reticulum-Golgi intermediate compartment.
UGGCGAAGCCCCCGGAGGGGCGGGGCGCGAAGGGAGCGCGCGGCAGGGCCUGGCCUCGCCUCAGCCGACCAUGGCGCCCGGCGGUGAUUUAAUGGGGGCGGCCGAAGACCUCGCCGAUCAGAUCUGGCGCCUGAAAAGACAUAGGGCACUGGACGGCUUCUUCCAUAAAGUUUUUGCGUGUGACGAAGCAUUACCUACCUCACCUGGCUCACCUGUGCCUCAUCAGUACCUUCUUGGAGGAUGGCAUCCGCAUGUGGUUUCAGUGGAAUGAUCAGCGGGACUACAUGAACCUGUCUUGGGGCAGCGGCUUCCUGGUGGCCACGCUCUUUGUGCUGAUCAACAUGUGUGGGCAGCUGGUGGGGUGUGUGCUUGUCCUUGCCAGGAAAUUUGUUCCCUAUGCAUGCUUCGGCCUCUUUGGAAUAAUCUUCAUGCAGACCAUUGCCUACAAAAUUUUAUGGGACCUCAAGUUCUUGAUGAGGAAUCUGGCCCUCGGGGGUGGGCUGCUCCUGCUGCUUGCGGAAUCCCGUUCCGAGGGGAAGUCCAUGUUUGCCGGAGUCCCGACCGUGGAUGGCAUCUCGCCACGACAGUACAUGCAGCUGGGGGGGCGCUUGCUCCUGGUCCUCAUGUUCAUGACGUUGCUUCACUUUGAACUCGGCGCCUUCACCAUCUUUCAGGACAUCUUUGGCAUGGUGCUCACCAUUUUGGUAGCCAUCGGCUUCAAGACCAAGCUGGCUGCUCUGACCCUUGUGGCCUGGCUGUUUGUCAUCAACAUGAUCCAGAACGCCUUCUGGGACAUUCCCCCCGCCGUCCCCCUCCACGACUUCCUGAAAUAUGACUUUUUCCAGACCAUGUCCGUCAUCGGCGGCCUGCUGCUCGUGGUGGCGCUGGGACCUGGGGGGGUUUCCAUGGACGAGCACAAGAAGAAAUGGUGAAGGCGGAUUGUGAAAGGGGCUGACUGGGAGAGUUGGGAGGGGAGGUGGUGGGUGACGGCUUUUACAAACCUGUGUAGAAUUUUUUUCCUCCCUCGCUGUAUGAUUUUGACGUUUAUCAUAGUUCACAGUUGCCUUAUGCGGGGGGGUGGGAUGGCCUUUGCCUUCUGUCCCCUCUCUCAGACAUGUAAAUUAAAGCCUAAUUAUAUUC